Molecule: messenger RNA, 720 nt
Organism: Puntigrus tetrazona (Sumatra barb)
Lineage: Eukaryota; Metazoa; Chordata; Actinopteri; Cypriniformes; Cyprinidae
Product: laminin subunit beta-1-like
Exons: 3
Coding region: 21-419 (132 amino acids)
Source: RefSeq, a predicted model, not a curated record
AUGUGAAAGACACCUCUGAGAUGGUGAAGGAGGCCUUGCAGCAGGCUGAGCGCGCCCAGAGUUCAGUGACCGAGGCUCUGAAACAGGCCAGCGCUGACAUCAAGGGAACGCAAGACCUGCUGGUCUCCGAUCUGGAUUCAGAGCUGAAGGACAAGUACAGUAGUGUCGAGCAGGUGAUCACACAGAAAGCAGAAGGAGUGGCAGAGGCCAAGAAAAGAGCAGAGAAACUCCAACAGGAAGCCAAAACAUGGCUGCUACAGGCCAGCGACAAACUCCAGCUGCUAAAAAAUCCUGAGAAGAACUAUGAUGUAGAUCAGAAGCUGCUGGAGGACAAGGCCAAUGAACUGGUGGAUGUGGAUAAGGCUGUGAAAGAACUGCUUCAGGAGAUCAGUCACAAAGUCACCGUCUACAGCACCUGACUGUUUUAACACUACUACUGACUGCUUUGGGAACAUUUAUGAAAUUACCUUCUACGUCAAAUCCCUGAGAAGGUUUUGUGAGUUUUACCCAUACUUUAUGAUCACUGUAUGGAAGGGUGUUACACACUUUUAUGAACACGAGAGAAUGCGAUUUGGAUUUUAAACCAUAGCAGACCAAAGAGUGAAUGUAGGAUAUGCCCAACAUAACUAUGAGACUGCAAUUACAUUGACCUCAUUGUUUCAAUUUUAGAUUAGAGUUAAAAAGUAAAAUAAUAUAAAUGUAAUUUUUACAAACGUUUUU